AUAAUAAUAAAUGUAUAAGAUAUAAUACUAUUACAGUAGUUCACUCGUUUAUAGGAUCGUCGACGUCGGUUAUCACGGACGGAAGUUGUCGCGAAUAGUAAAAAAAAAAUCAAACAAUCCGCUUGUACAGUUGUCAUUGUCUAUUUUCCUAGAAAUUUCCGUAGUAAACUUCUCUCGGUUUUUCGGUAUCGCCACCGUCUGACGGACACCACACGGGCGACCGAUUUGGUAACAGACGACCGCGGCGUCGUCGGUGGGCGACGCGACAUCCGUUCACGGAAGACAUUUUUAUUUCGGGAGUCCGCCGUUUCGCGUUCGACGACCGCCGUUUCAUUUUUUUUUUCCUGGAAAACUAUCGAUCAGUUUCUAAUAAAUGACGUGUUUGGAUUGACGUGAAAAUGGGACAAAAAGUUAGCAGCCUUGGCGACGUGUUCUCUUGGAAGAAUUCCGACUCGUCGAAAAACAACGAUGGGCCGACCGCGGGGGCCAGAAACAGCCCGCGCUCGUCCAUCCCGGCCGCAGCCUCCGUUCCCGUCUGUGCGGUGCACGGCGUUCCAGUCGCAGGAGAUCAGCAGCAUUUCGAGAAUAUUUACGUUUCCAACAGUGACGGAGCGUCCUCCUCGGGCGGUGAUCAGAGCGUGAACGGUUGCGAAGCGCCAGCAACGACUUCCGGCGUAGAAACGGUGACGUCCAAGAACACGCAGACGUCCUCGACGAAAAGCACAGCUGGUUCUAAAAAGCUUAACCACUGGGUGUUGCGUUUCAACUGCUCUCGUCCAAAGUCAAAGAGUACAAAGUACUAUAAUCCAAAUGACUAUAUGCCCAAAGGCUCAAACGAAGAAAAGAAUGAUGAGACUUGCGUGUGCACAGGUUAUAACCGCACGGAAGAAAAUGAAGAUGAAGAUGAUGAUGAAAAUGUUGAUAUUGAUGAUUUAACUGACAGUUUGUUUGAUCCUUCAAUGCUCAACAAUCCAGACCUGAGUGAUGAAGCGUUUCAUGACUUGCGCAACUUUGGAACUGCAUUAAAUGCUUUUAAUUCGUUUGAUACACGCAGUGAAUUGGUUUUGCCUUCGUUUGAUGAAGGAUUUAUAGAUCUGGCAGAACUGAGUAGAGAAGAAUUUAUGAAGGAAGACCUUGAAGACAGAGCUUACAAAGAGCGGGCCAAAGAAAUCCAAGAGGGUAUCGAACCACCGCCAGGAUUCAGGCCUGGGUUACACAUACAACUGGUAGAAUUUAGUUUGCCCAAAAUGACUAUAGACAAUUUAACCUCUUUAUUCCAUAGAGCUGCAAUGACAGCUUUAACUGCUCCACAUGAUAUGGAUGACAGUCAACGAAUACAUACAUCCAUUGACUAUAUUCACUACUUAGUUCCUGAUCUACUUCAAAUCACAAAUUGUUCGUUUUAUUGGGGCAAAAUGGACAGAUAUGAGGCAGAAAAAUUGCUUGAAAAUAAACCUGAAGGCACCUUUUUACUUAGAGAUUCGGCUCAAGAAGAGUAUUUGUUUUCUGUAAGCUUCAGGAAAUACGGUCGAUCUUUACAUGCACGAAUUGAACAGUGGAAUCAUCUCUUUAGUUUUGAUUCAAGGGAUCCUGGUGUUUUUGCAUCAUCUACAGUUUGCGGACUAAUAGAACAUUAUAAAGAUCCUACUUGCUGUAUGUUUUUUGAACCAAUGCUGACCAUACCAUUACAUCGAAAUUUCACAUUUUCUUUGCAACAUACCUGCCGUGCAGCAAUUUGUAGUCAAAUUACAUAUGAUGAUGUCAAUCAAUUAAAACUUCCAAAACUAUUAAAGUCGUACUUAAAAGAGUAUCAUUAUAAGCAACGUGUAAGGGUACGCAUAUUUGAUUCAGAAAACUAAUCUCUUUUUUAAAAAACUCAUUUAAUUAUAAUUAUAUUUUAUUUCAAUAUUUCUAAUUAUAUGAAUAAUUUUAACAUUAUUAUUUUUAAUGCUAGAUAAAAUGUUAAUUGUUUUACAUUUAAAUAAAAAAAAUUGGUACUAACAUAAAUUACAUUACUUAUUUCUAUACCUCCCUGCCAAAAUGUACUUGUACAUUACUACCUGUUUAAAUUAAUUAUUUAGUUAAACAUUAUUAUUAAAUUAUAAGUUAUGUUUAAAAAUAUUGUUGACCACUUUUACAUAUUACAAAAUUAUUAUUAAAUCUGACGUAUCUUUAUCUGAAUACCUUAAUUGGUUAACUAAAACAUUUUAUAUUUCACUCAAUAUUAUAUAUGUUUAAAUAAUUAUAUAAUAUUAAUACCUAAAUUAUUUCUUAUUUUUUUUGUUAUUUUCAUAAAUAUUUUCAUACUUAAGUUUUGAUGGUAACAAAGAUUUACCUUAGGAUUUACCCAUAUUAUAAUAAUUAUUAUUUUUUAUUUAUAAAUAAUAAGUUUUAAAAUAAUAUAAUUUACAUAUUAAAUUAACUAAAUUAAUGAAAUAAAAAUGUGUAAAUAUAGUCGCUGAAAUAUAUUAGAAAUAUAAUAAAUAUGAAAAAAGUUUAUGAAUGUACAACAUUUUAACAUGACAUAGCAUUUUGUGUUAUGUAUUAAUUAUUUUAAGAAAAUCUCUGUAUGGUUUUAAGUUUUUAUUAUGUAUAUUUGACUUGAAAUAUCGGCAUUAUCAAUGUUUUAAAUAUUUUUAAUAUUAAUAGUGUUAAAAUGUUUAUUAAUUUUUUUUUUUAAUUUUUUACAUAAUAAUCGUUAAAUUUGAGUAUUGGAUUAAAUAUCUAUCUUGCACUUAUGAAAUAUUAAAAGUAUAUAUAUAGGUGUAAGCAAGUAUUUUCAUGUUUUCAUAAUUUUUUUUUGAAACUUAUUUCUAAAACAAUUAUCUAAGCAUUUAAUAGACUAAUAUUGUUAAUCAUAUUUACUAUUAUUAUAAUUUAUAAUAAUGUUAUAAUUAGUAUUAAUAUUUUAUACACAUACAAUUUAUCAAUUUUAACAAGUAAAUACCUAUUUAUUAUACAAAUAAAAUAUUUAAGGUAUUCACAUAGAUGUAGUAUGAAGUUUGUCACUAUAAAUAAUUAAUAAUUUUUGUGAUAUAAUAUGUACAUAAAUAUCAUACUUUAUUAAUAUUGUUAAAAAAUAUUUUUGAAUCUUGCCAGUUAAUAAUAUUUUGAUCUACCUAAUAAAAUAUAUCUUUAAUACAUUUUGAAAUAUUAUGUCAAUAUAUUAUAUUUUAUUGAUCUUAUUCAAAAUGUGUUACCUGUAUCUAUAUUCUAUAAAUUAAUUGUUCAAUGUUCAUACAAAUAUAAUAAUGUUUAAAAAUGUA
Messenger RNA from Rhopalosiphum padi (bird cherry-oat aphid), 3266 nucleotides. RefSeq lists its product as uncharacterized. Lineage: Eukaryota; Metazoa; Arthropoda; Insecta; Hemiptera; Aphididae. The record is from RefSeq and is a predicted model, not a curated record. Gene Ontology annotation, cellular component: phosphatidylinositol 3-kinase complex. Bases 399 to 1859 code for a protein of 486 amino acids. Gene Ontology annotation, biological process: phosphatidylinositol phosphate biosynthetic process; intracellular signal transduction. Gene Ontology annotation, molecular function: 1-phosphatidylinositol-3-kinase regulator activity. The transcript has a single exon.